Messenger RNA from Juglans regia (Persian walnut), 1710 nucleotides. RefSeq names its product protein ACCELERATED CELL DEATH 6-like. Bases 1 to 1710 code for a protein of 569 amino acids. Lineage: Eukaryota; Viridiplantae; Streptophyta; Magnoliopsida; Fagales; Juglandaceae. Gene Ontology annotation, molecular function: protein phosphatase regulator activity; protein phosphatase 1 binding. The record is from RefSeq and is a predicted model, not a curated record. Gene Ontology annotation, cellular component: plasma membrane. The transcript is spliced from 3 exons.
AUGGAUCCUAUUAUCUAUAAAGCAGCGGCACAAGGCAACCUGGAGGCCUUUGAACAAUAUGAUCAUAUCUCCCAUCCACUUGAUGGAUUUUUGACAGUUAAUCAAAAUACAAUCCUACAUAUUUGCAUUUCAAGUAUCCUUGUUGAAGAAGAGUUUCCCGCUACUGGAGGAACUAACCAAGCCACAGCGGCAAAAUUUGUGAAAGAUGUACUAGGCAAGUGUCCGUCACUUUUAUUGAAAGCCAAUGCGGAAGGUGAUACUCCGUUACAUGUGGCGGCAAGGUAUGGGCAUGCUUCCAUAGUCGAAGUCCUGAUUGAACAUAAAAAAUCCCAACAUCAAGAUCUCGAAAGUGGAGUACGCGUUGAAGCUACUACGGAGAUGAUUGCGAAGCUGAACAAUGAGAGAGACACGACCUUACAUGAGGCUGUACGUCACAAUCACAUUGAAGUGGUAAAACAGUUACUAAUGGAGGUAGAUCCAGAAUUUUCGUUUGGUGCUAAUGUUGCUGGUGAGACCCCACUUUACUUGGCUGCCGAGAGACACUUUCCAGAUUUGGUAUCUGAAAUUUUGAACACAUUCCAAUCACCAGCUUAUAAUGGCCCCUUGGGUAGAACGGCUUUGCAUGCCGCUACAUUUUCAAAUGAUGCAGGAAUGACCGAAAACAUUUUGAAAAGAUCAUAUGGACGUGAUCUAUGUAAACAAGUAGACCAAAAUCGUUGGACUCCGCUUCACAUGGCUGCAUACACGGGUAACAUUGAGCCAACAAAACUAUUGCUGGAAUUUGAUAGAGAGGUAGCAUAUAUGAAAGACGCAGAGGGUAGGAUAGCUCUUCACAUUGCAGCUCAUCGCAACAAAGAAGGAGUAACAAAAGAGAUUAUAUCAAUGUGUCCAGAUUGUUGCGAAGUGGUUGACAAUAAAGGCCGCAACGCACUCCAUCUCGCCCUGAUGACCAACUUGUGGCCAGAUGUAGCGCUAGUGAUACAAGAUAAUUCGUCUCUCCGGAAUCUUUUGAAUCAGAAGGACAACGACGGGAAUACACCUCUCCAUCACUAUUCCAUUUCUGCUCGUUACCACGACCGUGUCCUGAAUUCUCCAAGAGUUGACAAAAUGGUCUUCAACAAAAAGAACCAGAAUGCUUAUCGAGUCUUAAGAAGAAAAGACGGUGGUGUUGAUAGGGUAACAAAAAGUGGGAAGAUAUUAUUAAAGUCCAAAGGGCGAGUAUUAGAAGUUGGGCAUGAUGAAAUUAAGAAAAGUUAUCCGACGGCGGAGAGUGAGGAGGAGUGGGAGAAGAAGAUGAUAGUUGCUGCACUCGUUACAACCGUGACCUUUGCAGCAGGCAUUACCAUGCCAGGGGGCUUCAUUGGUGGAGAUGAUCAUCCACAUCCAGGCUCUGCAGUUCUGAGGAAUAGUGUUGCUUUCAAGGCUUUUAUCAUUACAAAUGCCCUAUCAUUGAUGCUAUCUAGUUCUGCUAUCUUUAUCCACCUUAUUAUUCCACUUCUCCCUUCUGAUGAUGACUUCUUCCAAAAGCGCAUAAGUUUUCUUGGAAUAGCCUUUUUGUUCCUUCUUUUUUCCAUGGCACCAAUGGUUUUGGCAUUCGUCACAGGAACAUAUGCUGUGUUAGCGCAUUCAAAUAUUGCCAUUCCCAGUUGUAUUAUUUGCUUAUCCUUCUUUCCUAUCCUUGUUUAUAUAUUUCGAAAAUUAUGGUGCUAA